Entamoeba nuttalli P19 is the source of this 1443-nucleotide messenger RNA. RefSeq lists its product as hypothetical. Bases 1 to 1443 code for a protein of 480 amino acids. The transcript has a single exon. Lineage: Eukaryota; Evosea; Mastigamoebida; Endamoebidae. The record is from RefSeq and is a predicted model, not a curated record.
AUGAAUAAAACUCAAUUUGAAAAAUAUCAUAUUUAUGACAUUUGUUAUUAUUGUGAAUUGAAAAGCAUUCAUUUAUUAUCAUUAAUUAAUAAGAAAUAUCAUACCACUAUUACAAAUUCAUUAUUUGCUUUUGAUACAAAUAAUUGUUCAUUUAAUCAAAAUGCAAAAUUAUUUGAAGGUGAUUUUAUGAAUUUAUUUUCUUGUUCUUUUAAUUCUUGUGACUCUUUAUCAAUAUCAAUUGGUAAUAACAGUUCACUCAUUAACCAAUUGAACACUUCAGAAGAUGAAGAUGAAAUAGAAUUACUUCCUGAUACAAAAGAAAUACCUCCAAUAGAUCCUGAAUUUGAUCAAUUAAUGCAAAAAUCAUUAAAACCAAUUAAAUCAAAAGUUCAUUCAUUAAAAGUAUUUUUACCUACAAAAUGUUUAACAUCAUUUAAAUCAUUCAUUUCAUUAGAAAAAUUAACUAUUUCAUAUGAUUUAUUAUUCACAACAUUUCCAACAUUAAAUCAAGGAAAAGUACCUCAAUAUCUUCAGAAAUUCCCAUUAACAUAUUUUUGUAUUAGUGAUGUACCACUUCCAUUAUGUAAAGAAAUUAAUCAAAUCUUUUCAUUAAUAGACCAUUACUGCAAAAAAGUUAUUAUUCCAUCAAAAACAUUAUUUACUAUUGAACUUCUUGAAUUACUUCAAAAAACUCCAAAUAUCAUUUUCUUUAUUCAUCAAUUUAUUCAUCAAAGUCUUAUUGAAUAUCUUCCAUCAAAUGUUAUUAUUCAUCCAUUAAUUGUUGACCAAAUGAGUCAGAAAUAUUCUGGUUAUAAAGUUAAUUUUACCUCUUUUUCUAAAAAAUAUUUCCCAUUCUCUAUUUCAUGUCAACAUGUUCAUUCAAUCUAUUCAACAAUGUAUUUAUAUGCUAAUGGUGAAUUACCAUCUUUUGUAUCUUAUAAAGAUCUUCUUUCUUUAAACUUAAAAGAAGAUAAAACAAUUAAUAAAAUUAAUUAUGAUUUAACACCUUUUAAAGCUUUAACUUCAUUAACAUUAACUGCUCAAGAACGUAUUGACAGAAAAGUCCAAUUACCAUCACAAUUAAAAGAACUUCAUAUUGAUUGUUUUAUUCAUUUAAUUUCUCAUCUUAACCAAUUACCAAAUGGAUUAACAGCAUUAACAUUAAGACAAAUAGAUUCUCCAUCAAUACACUUACCAUUAAUGAUUAAAAACCUUCAACUUCGAUGGUUUAAUAAAUGUACAUCAAUUGAUAAUUUACAUGAAUUAAAUGAAUUAACAGAAUGUGAUAUUAAAGGAAUGGCAGUUAAAGAACUUUGUUUUUCUUAUUCUUUAAUGAAAUUAUCUUUAAUGUCAUGUCACAAAUUAGAAUCAGUUAAUGAUUAUGAUUUUAUUUUUGAUCUUAGACCAAUUGUACAAGACUGUCCAAAAAUAUUAUUCAAUUAA